Molecule: messenger RNA, 1439 nt
Organism: Gossypium raimondii (Peruvian cotton)
Lineage: Eukaryota; Viridiplantae; Streptophyta; Magnoliopsida; Malvales; Malvaceae
Product: probable protein phosphatase 2C 60
Exons: 11
Coding region: 38-1240 (400 amino acids)
Biological process (GO): protein dephosphorylation
Molecular function (GO): protein serine/threonine phosphatase activity; cation binding
Source: RefSeq, a predicted model, not a curated record
GCUGAGUUGGUCCAGGUGACUCGUUUGGCUCCAUAAUAUGGCUUUAUCAAAAACACAAUCAGGCAUAACAGAUGAUAAUGAUAACAAAACAGUAAACAGAAAGACACUCUCAAAAACUGCCAAAGAAAUGGGUGUAUACCUAAGUACCCCGAAAACCGAAAAGUUCUCGGAAGAUGGUGAAAAUGACAGGCUUCGAUUUGGGUUGUCAUCCAUGCAAGGAUGGCGUGCAACUAUGGAAGAUGCUCAUGCAGCCUAUCCAGAUCUGGACAGCAUGACGUCAUUUUUUGGUGUUUAUGAUGGUCAUGGAGGUCAAGCAGUGUCUAAGUUUUGUGCCAAGUAUCUUCAUCAACAGGUGCUCCAGCAUGAGGCAUAUUCAGCUGGAGAUAUAGGGACUUCACUGCAGAAAUCUUUUCUGAGAAUGGAUGAGAUGAUGCGUGGACAAAGGGGAUGGAGAGAAUUAGCGGUCCUGGGAGAUAAGAUAGACCAGGUUUCUGGCCUUAUUGAAGGGCUCAUAUGGUCUCCUAGAAGUGGUGAAGCCAACAACCAUUUUGAUGAUUGGUCUUCUGAGGAGGGCCCUCACUCUGAUUUUGAUGGACCUACUCAAGGAAGCACGGCGUGUGUUGCAGUAAUUCGAAACAAACAACUCAUUGUUGCUAAUGCUGGUGAUUCUCGUUGUGUAAUAUCUAGAAAGGGUCAGGCUUAUAAUCUGUCUAAAGAUCACAAACCAGAGCUUGAGUUGGAGAAAGAUAGGAUUCUGAAAGCUGGUGGUUUUAUUCAAGUGGGACGUAUUAAUGGAAGCUUAAACUUGGCCAGGGCUAUUGGUGAUGUGGAGUUCAAACAGAAUAAAACUCUGCCAGCUGAAAAGCAGAUUGUAACAGCUAAUCCAGACAUAAACGCUGUUGAGCUUUGCGACGAUGAUGAGUUUCUUGUUUUAGCUUGCGAUGGGAUUUGGGAUUGUAUGUCGAGCCAACAACUAGUGGAUUACGUUCGAGAGCAAUUAAGCUCCGAAACUAAACUCUCAGCUAUCUGUGAGAGAGUAUUCGACAGAUGUUUGGCUCCAACAGCCGGUGGUGAGGGCUGUGAUAACAUGACAAUGAUCCUUGUUCAGUUCAAAAGGCCCGUUGGUUCAGGCACUUUGGAGGAGCAACAAGAGCAGCAACUAUUGACAGAUCAAACAGCCACCACAGAUAAAAGUGCAUCUGGAUCCAGAUCCGGACCUGAAUCGGAAUCUGGAUCUUAAGAAAGCAUUAGCCGCCUUUCUUUCAGUUUUGACCAAAUGGCUAGCUUUUUCCUUGAAAGCUUGUAAGCAAAACGCAGAUGAUACUCAGAUUUCACAUUUAGGAAGUGAUUUUCUUGUGGUAUGAUUGUUUAUGUGUAUGCAUGUAUAGUGUUGCAAGAUUUUUGAUCGAAUAGAUCCUUGGGUUUUUGUAUGUGUUAAA